ACACAUGCGUCGCCUGCUGCCGCUGAAAAUUAUCUCGUCUCGAUUCUCGUUCAUUCGUAAAAGCAAAACUUUUGCUUCGGUACACAUUGCUCCGUACGUGUAUGUACAGGUAUAUAUGUUGUAUUGGCACGAGCCUAUUAAUAAUCUUAUAAAGUCGGGCGCUUAUCACGAUAACGAGUCAUUGAAAAUCAAACGCUCGUCGCGACAAUACAGGUGCAAUGUAAAAUUGGAGAAUUCGCCUUGUGACAUUAAAAAAAAAGCAACGCCGUGCAUAAAUUGAUCGUCAGAGUUGAUAGUCGCUGCAGCGUUUCUGUGAUCUUUCGCAUAAAUAAUAAUACCGCAUCGCCGCCUCAUACCGUACCUAGAAUGCCAAGUGGACCCGUCGCAACGCUCGGAACCACGUCUGGGCUGCUAGGCCAACAAAUACGCCUCUUGCAUCUCGAAGCGAUAGAUUUUUGUAAGACUAAAGUGAUCAUUUAGUGCUGUGGUCUACAUCAAAACACGCAGGCAGGCGUGAGAGUGAAAGUUUUUUUUUUUGGAAAAAAUUCAAGUGAAUCGGCGGAACGCAGUCUGCAGCGUCGAGUUUCCCAUGGUUUGGCGAGCAAUAUAAACAGAGAAGAACAAACAUAGAUAUUUCCAACGGCUGUUUGCCUCGUUUUCGAGUAUAUAUACAAGUUGCUCAAAGGACCGGAUCAUCGUCAGUAUUCUGUUGCGGUCAGCGUUGAAUCGGUGUUAGAGAGAUCUCGGUGUGCCACGAACGCGGGACGCGUUAAAUUCUCCGCAGUUUUUCCGCGAGAAAAAGGUGAAAAAUUCUCAACCUUCCUUGGCAAAAUGUCCGCGUUCUGCUGUGUAGAUCGGGCAUUGGCGGUCAAGCUGAUCGGUACCUUUGGACUGUCCUUGUCGAUCUUGAUGAUCAACAUGCUGGUAAGCAACUUCUUCGCCCGGCCGGAAGAGGAGGACUUCAUCCUUGCCAUCGAGUCUUGGGUUUUGUUCGGCUUAAACUGGACCUUCGUAAUGCGUAACCUGCAAGUGGUAGAAACUGCCCAAGCUUUGAUGACGUGCGUGAUCAUCUACACGCUGAUUUCGUUGUUUGCCAAUGCGCUCUUAGCUUUGGGAGCUUUAUUGCGUAAACCAUCCUACACUUUGCCAUACAUGUACAUACAAAUGAUCAGCAUCGCGGACCAGACUUUCGCUUUGAUGAUACAAUUGGCUAAGAGCGGGGAUAGUCAAAACUACGAUAAAUCGGGCUGGUAUAUUCCCGCCUGCAGCGCCUAUCUUUUACUUAGCGCCUACUUCUGGAUGAUCGUAUCGGACGCGCGCCGCGAGUGGCUUGACAACGAAAGAACAAGCGAGAUCGAAGCUGCAUUGGCCGGAGUGAGCAGGCACUCUCAGCUCCAAGGCAAUGCUAUGGACUCAAAUCUACCCAAGACUCCGUCCUACAUCUCCACGGGCUUGUUCAGUUUCGACCGUAGCCCUUGCCCACCGUCGAGGCAAAUUUUCACAAUGGUUUGAAAAGGCCUGAUCCAUUAAAUGAGCCAUGUGUGCUAUGUGAUAAUUUCUAUUCGAUAAUUUAAAAAAAUGUAAAUAUAGUUAUGUAAGAUGUAUGAAUGAUUGUCUCAAAGUUUGUAUGUAUGCGUAAACAAGGAUUGCUUUUCAAUUGGCCAUGCAAUGAGCGAUAAGCAUUUAACAUAGUUUAUGUAUAAAAUAAGUUGAAAUGCAUGACUCCAGAGAAUAAAGACUACAAUGUGAUAUUUGACCAAAUAAAAAAAAACAUAAAAACGA
Molecule: messenger RNA, 1782 nt
Organism: Trichogramma pretiosum
Lineage: Eukaryota; Metazoa; Arthropoda; Insecta; Hymenoptera; Trichogrammatidae
Exons: 5
Coding region: 832-1512 (226 amino acids)
Source: RefSeq, a predicted model, not a curated record